CGGUUGUGGCGCGCCGCUCCGCGCCGUCAUGGUGGCCCCGGUGUACGGCUCCCCGGGCGGCCGCCUGGCCCGGGCGCUGACGCAGGCGCUGGCGCUGGCUCUGGUGCUGGCCCUGCUGGUCGGGCUGUUCCUGAGCGGCCUGACGGGCGCUAUUUCGCCUGCGGGGCACCGCUGGGGGCCCGACGGGCCGUCGCCGCCCGCCUCCCGCAGCCGCUCGGUUCUCCUGGACACCGCGACCGGGCAGCUGCGCCUGGUGGACGGCCGCCACCCUGACGCGGUGGCUUGGGCCAACCUUACCAACGCCAUCCGCGAGACCGGGUGGGCCUUUCUGGAGCUGGGCACAAGUGGCUGCUAUAAUGACAGCCUGCAGGCCUACGCGGCUGGCAUCGUGGAGGCUGCCGUGUCUGAGGAGCUCAUCUACAUGCACUGGAUGAACACGGUGGUAAAUUACUGUGGCCCCUUCAAGUACGAAGCUGGUUACUGUGAGAAGCUCAAGAGCUUCCUGGAAGCCAACCUGGAGUGGAUGCAGGAGGAGAUGGAUUUGAACAGGGACUCUGCUUACUGGCACCAGGUACGGCUGACCCUCCUGCAGCUGAAAGGCCUGGAGGACAGCUACGGAGGCCGCAUGACCUUCCCAACUGGGAAGUUCAUCAUCAAACCCUUGGGGUUUCUUCUCUUACAGCUCUCUGGGGACCUGGAAGACCUGGAGCCAGCUCUGAAUAAGACCAAGACCAAGCGUGCCCUGGGCUCGGGUUCCUGCUCCGCCCUCAUCAAGCUGCUACCUGGCCAACGUGACCUGCUUGUCGCCCACAACACCUGGAACUCCUACCAGCACAUGCUGCGCAUUGUCAAGAAGUACUCGUUCCACUUCCACGAAGGCCCCCAAGAGAACUCUCUGCUGGCUCCCGGCAACAAUCUGGUCUUCUCGUCCUACCCCGGCACCAUCUUCUCCUGUGAUGACUUCUACGUGCUGAGCAGCGGGCUGGUGACGCUGGAGACCACCAUUGGCAACAACAACCCGGCCCUGUGGAAGUACGUGCAACCUGAGGGCAGUGUGCUGGAGUGGGUGCGCAACAUCGUGGCCAACCGCUUGGCCUCGGAUGGGGCCACCUGGGCCAAUAUCUUCAAGAAGUUCAACAGUGGCACGUACAACAACCAGUGGAUGAUCGUGGACUACAAGGCGUUUGUCCCCAGCAAGCCCAGCCCUGGGAGCAAGGUGCUCACCAUCCUGGAGCAGAUCCCGGGCAUGGUGGUGGUGGCCGACAAGACCUCCGAACUCUACCGGAACACCUACUGGGCCAGCUACAACCUACCGUCCUUUGAGACUGUCUUCAAUGCCAGUGGGCUGCAGGCCCUGGUGGCCCGGUACGGAGCCUGGUUCUCCUACGAUGGGAGUCCGCGGGCGCAGAUCUUCCGUCGGAACCAGUCCCUGGUGCAUGACAUGGACUCCAUGAUCCGGCUUAUGCGGUACAAUGACUUCCUUCACGACCCGCUGUCAUUGUGCAGUGCCUGCACCCCCCAGCCCAACGCGGAGAAUGCCAUCUCGGCCCGCUCUGACCUCAACCCCGCCAACGGCUCCUACCCUUUCCAGGCCCUGCACCAGCGCUCCCACGGGGGCAUCGACGUGAAGGUGACCAGCUCAGCCAUGGCCAAGGCCCUGCGCCUUCUAGCAGUCAGCGGCCCCACGUGGGACCAGCUGCCCCCGUUCCAGUGGAGCACCUCGCCUUUCCACAGCCUGCUGCACAUGGGCCAGCCCGACCUCUGGAAGUUCUUGCCCGUCGAGGUCUGGUGGGACUGA
This is a messenger RNA of Trichechus manatus latirostris (Florida manatee), 1798 nucleotides long. RefSeq names its product phospholipase B domain containing 2 (gene PLBD2). The record is from RefSeq and is a predicted model, not a curated record. Lineage: Eukaryota; Metazoa; Chordata; Mammalia; Sirenia; Trichechidae. The transcript is spliced from 12 exons. Gene Ontology annotation, biological process: phospholipid catabolic process. Gene Ontology annotation, molecular function: glycerophospholipase activity. Gene Ontology annotation, cellular component: extracellular region. Bases 29 to 1798 code for a protein of 589 amino acids.